This is a messenger RNA of Geodia barretti, 237 nucleotides long. The record is from the annotation of a GenBank genome assembly. Lineage: Eukaryota; Metazoa; Porifera; Demospongiae; Tetractinellida; Geodiidae.
UUGACUGGAGAUGUCACCACCCUCGUUCCUCCUCUCAAGAAGACUCUCUUUUGUGCCACUCAUCCGUCAAAGGAGGCAGACCUCUACUGCGAGACGUGCGACGAGUUGAUAUGUCGAGACUGCAUCGUUCGUGUUCAUCGCGACCACCAGUACGAUCUGGUGCCAGAGUCGUUUGCUAAGCAAGAGAAAGUGAUCGUUGACUCUCUCAAGCCAGUGGAAGAACAGAUUGCUACUUAG